Molecule: messenger RNA, 2831 nt
Organism: Frankliniella occidentalis (western flower thrips)
Lineage: Eukaryota; Metazoa; Arthropoda; Insecta; Thysanoptera; Thripidae
Product: paraplegin
Exons: 11
Coding region: 392-2743 (783 amino acids)
Biological process (GO): protein-containing complex assembly; mitochondrial protein processing
Cellular component (GO): m-AAA complex; membrane
Molecular function (GO): metalloendopeptidase activity; zinc ion binding; ATP binding
Source: RefSeq, a predicted model, not a curated record
GAAAAACUUCUCUAUGCACCGUGACUUUUAUAUACUUAUACACCCGCUCCAAGACUUCUUGAAAUAAAAGGAAACUAUCAUUUAAAGCAGCUUAAACCAAAAUUAGAGAUAUUUCAUAAGUCGUUUUAUGCAAAUUAACAAUUGAAGUUCUGUUUUUCCGACAUUCAGUUGGUCGUCCUGAUCGGAUAGUAGAGUUGUCUGCUGCUGCUACUGUUUUUAUUUUAUGGCGUAAUGAGCGACGUAACCUCUCGAUUGUUUGGUGCAACUUUUCGACAUUCUGUUCCAUGAAUUGAUGACCGACCUAGAUGAUAUGCUGAGAAGACAAAGCUAAUGCUGUUAUCCAACAGCGACAUUAUUGAAUGCGUUCGUGUUAGAUUUCAAAAGAUAAAUAAUGUUUCGAAUUGGGCCGUCUUGUCGACCCGUAGUCCGACAGUUUCUUCGGACCGACUUUCAUGUCUGGCAGAGGGAAUUUACUCAAUUGACGAGAUGUUCAACGAACGAGACCGUAUCUGCCGUCCGUGGUCUCUCCUCGCCAAAUUGUUCUAAGCUCAGACAAAUUUUAAGGCGAGAAUAUCGAGCUAUUUGCUCGAUGCUUCAAAGGUCAGGGCUUCCUGAUUCCAAUGCAGCACUGUUAAGAGUCUUAUCAUCAAAUUUUAAGCGUGAAUUUCAUUCAUCGCCAGUCUCCUCGGAAAAAGACAACAGCAAUGAGCGAGGUGAUAAGAAGAAUCAAGACAAGAAUAAUGAUAAGAGUCAGCUCCAGUUUGCUGUAAAAGUCCUGACUCUGUUAACGGCAUUAUUAGCUUUUGCAUCUCUUUUUGUAUCUGAUAAUCAAAUAGCAACACGGCAGGUGUCAUGGCAAGAGUUUGUCCAUCAAAUGUUGGCCAAAGGAGAAGUACAACAAAUCAUUGUCAUACCUAUAGCAAAUAAUGGGAUUGCAAAUGUAGUACUCCAUGAAAAUGCAAUUCUAAAUGGGAAACCUGUACGUAACAGAGUAUUCACAAUGGAAAUACCUGACAUUGAGCGAUUUGAAGAAAAGUUGAGGGAAACUGAGCGACAACUGGGUAUUAGCGCUGGAAAUGGAGUACCUCUAAUUUUUGACAGGCAUAGAGAUAGUGUGUGGCCAUCUCUAGCUGUCACCCUUCUCAUAGGUUUCUUGCUCCUAAAUAUGGUAGCUGCAUUCAAAGUUUUGAAAAAAGGACAGAUGCCAUGGUCUGGAUUCACUAAAGCCAAGUUUACCCUUUUAGAUCCGAAGACCAAAGGAGAAGGUCGGGGGGUAAAGUUUGCUGACAUUGCAGGACUGCAAGAAGCAAAGCAAGAAGUCAUGGAGUUUGUUGAUUAUCUGAAAAAACCUGAACAUUAUCGCCGGCUUGGUGCAAAGGUUCCCAAAGGUAGUUUACUUUUGGGCCCACCUGGCUGUGGUAAAACUCUUUUAGCCAAAGCUGUUGCAACUGAGGCUGAUGUGCCAUUUCUCUCAAUGAAUGGUUCAGAAUUUGUGGAAGUUGUUGGAGGACUUGGUGCUUCCCGUGUGAGGGAUUUAUUUAAAGAAGCUCGAAAGCUUGCUCCCUGUAUUGUAUAUAUAGAUGAAAUUGAUGCAAUUGGUGGUAAGCGAGGACCCAAUUCUGAUUUUGGAGGUGGUGAAAAAAUUCAAACUCUCCUUCAGCUUCUAAUUGAAAUGGAUGGUAUGGCUAACAAUGAGGGUGUAAUCAUGUUGGCUUCAACCAACCGAGCAGAUGUCUUGGAUGAGGCCCUACUUAGGCCAGGGCGAUUUGACCGCCAUAUUCUUAUAGGACAACCGACUUUCCAAGAAAGAAAAGAAAUAUUUGAGGUAUAUUUAAAUAAACUGAAACUAGAUCAGCCUGCAUCUUACUACUCAGGCAGACUUGCACAGUUAACUCCAGCAUACAGUGGUGCUGACAUUGCAAACAUAUGUAAUGAGGCUGCCCUACAUGCCGCUGGCUUGGAUCUCAAGAAAAUAUCUGCGUCUGAUUUAGAAUAUGCUGUUAAUCGAGUAAAGUUUGGCCGUGAAAAGAAACAACGCACAAUUUGUGAUGAUGAGAGGAAGCAAGUUGCAUAUUACCACGCAGGUCGCACCAUUGUUGGAUGGAUGCUCAAACAUACUGAUGCUUUGAUGAAAGUAUCCAUUAUUCAGUAUACAUCAGGGAUAGGCAGUAUCCAACAUUUUCGACCCUCAAGUUUCUUGACUUUUAAGGAAGAGUUGUGUGACCGUAUGACUAUGUAUCUUGGAGGCAAAGCAGCUGAAUUAAUUGUUUUUAAACAAAACUCAACACAAGCUGAUAAAGAUCUGAAAAAAGUAUCAAAAGUUGCCUACAGUAUGAUUACUGAUUAUGGCAUGAAUGAUGUUGUUGGAGAAGUAUCAUUCCCUUCUACUGAAGAACCAGGAAAUCGCUUUUACAGUCGCAAACUACAUGGUGUGAUUGAUUUUGAAGCCCGUAAAUUGAUCAACCAAUCUUUUUCUGCUGCUGAAGAAAUCUUAAAGGCAAAUGCUGAAAAUUUGGAAAAGGUUGCAGCAGAACUAAUUAAGAAAGAAACCUUAUCCUAUGACGAUAUUUGUCAAUUGAUAGGACCACCUCCACAUGGCCAUAAAACAUUAGUAGAUGUUAUUGAGUUUGGACCUGGGCCUAAUCCACCUGCUGACACCUCAUCACCAAGGCCUGCUGAUGACAGUAAUAAUGACAAGGAUGAUUUUAGUGAUUCUCCCAAAAAUACUGUUCCAGAAAAGUGAAUUGCAGGAUGAUACUUGCUAUUCUUAUUAAAGAGUAUAAAUAAAUAUAUCUGUGUAUUUCUUCAAUAUCACAGAUAUCAUUUUUAAA